Pseudogymnoascus destructans is the source of this 324-nucleotide messenger RNA. RefSeq lists its product as uncharacterized. The transcript has a single exon. The record is from RefSeq and is a predicted model, not a curated record. The coding region runs from base 1 to 324 and encodes 107 amino acids. Lineage: Eukaryota; Fungi; Ascomycota; Leotiomycetes; Thelebolales; Thelebolaceae.
AUGGAGUGUGGAAAGUCGUCGUGGGGCCGGAUAGAAGUAUGCAUUUGGGAACCGGCGUUUUUGGAUAUCGAUACUACUACUGAGGGGAGGAGCGUUUCGGAUACGCAGCAUAUCAUCACUUUCCUAUUACGCGUUUCGUUGGAUGUAAAUAAAUACACAGGACGGGUGCAGAACAAACAAUUUUCAGAAGGGGAUGUGAAUCUUUUGGACGUGAUUGUGGAGGGGGUGCAAGUGAACUUUUUGAGGAUGAUUGAGCAUUAUUAUGGUAUUAUGGAGAGGAAUGGGGUUAAUUGGUAUUUGACUGUAGUUGACAAAGGCUUUUAG